Molecule: messenger RNA, 1895 nt
Organism: Periconia digitata
Lineage: Eukaryota; Fungi; Ascomycota; Dothideomycetes; Pleosporales; Periconiaceae
Source: the annotation of a GenBank genome assembly
UUCCUUGAUUCCACUCCAUCUUGGGCGCACCACCCAAUCCCUCGUCAGCGCCCGGCUCCGUACAUAUAUACCAAAUACCCGCCAGCUUCGCUGUGCCUUUUAUUUCCGGGGGACUUCCACCACAACCCGCCACACUUGUCCUUCGCCAUGGAGACGACGACCGAACGUCUUCCAGCCUACGCCUUCCCGGAUGGCCACCCAACCUCACCACCCAUGACCCCCGGCACACGUCUACACACCCAGUCCCGAUAUCCUCCGCAGACAAGUCAGACCUCUCCGAUAUAUAGGAAAUUGUCAAUCGCACAAUUGGCACAGUCGCCCCCGUUGGAAUUCAUCGUGCCCAUUGGGAAUGGUCCAGGAUUCAACUUCACCCGCCUGCAAUCCAGAGGAGCAUCCUCACGCCCGUCCACCGCCUGCGCAACCACGCCCCGAGACUCCGAGGACGAUGCCUCCUCCUCUAGCUCCGAGGAAGACAGCAACCAUCCGCACGCCACCCACAACCACCGACUUCACGAUAGCCACCAACAACAAUCAAACUCGUCCCGCCGCAUCGACGAAGCCGAUGUCUCCUUCAUCCUAGAAGAGCUAAACAGCAGCGACGCCGGCUACGCCAGUGACGUCGAAGUUGUGCACCCGGACCACUUCUCAGACGCCAAAUCCGACCGCAGCGAAAGCAUUCUCUCCAAAUUCAAAGAAAUGCAAGUCCUGGAAGACUCCUCAGACGAAGAAGAGCGUGAGCGCAUCUACCGCCGCAAGAAAAAGCGCUGGAGCGCUGGAAUCUUCAAACGCUCGCACUCCCAGUCCAUCGAAGGCGACUCUAGCUACUCCGAUAACGAUCCCCUCGAUGACGUCGACUCGACUGCUCGUCGACUGAGGCGAAGAGUCCGUGGACCCACUGAUCGGAGACAGUCGCUGGUUUUUGAAGAUCGGGGCUUUGCGAACUCGAAUAACAUCGCCGAGGUCGAGGAGCCUGUUGAAGGCUACAUCUUGCAUUCCAAAGGCCCGCCGUCGAUUCCGUCUGAUGACGCUUUCACGUUGGACGAGUUGCCGUUUUGGGAGGUCGAGGAGACGGAUAGUGUGGGGGCUGAGGAGACUAUGGACGUCGAGUAUGAGUCUUCUUGAUCUGUCUUCCUCUCCCUCCGCCUCCUCUUCUUAGAAGUCAAGGUUGAAUACUGGGGACGAGUAUCAUCGUUUUUGCGUUCUUGCUUUUAUUUUGGGCUCUCACGAUCGAAACGAGGAUACGAUUUGAAUGAUUCUUUGAUGAUAAUGCUCGUUUACGCUGUUCUUGCUAUCCGUUGUUUUUUUGGUCUUCCAUGCCUGCACAUGCUGGAAUUCAUCAUACCAAUAUCACUAUGCUAGCGAACCCCCCCUUUUUACGUAUCUAUUGCUUUUUCUCUUUUCUUUCCUCGAAAUGAGCAUCAUCAAGACAUUGAAUGUGCAUAGACAUGAACCUUUUUUUGGAAUCACACAAAGCAAAUGACAUCAAUGAACAACAGAUUUAUCCUUUCUCGGUUUUCUUUCUCGUCAUCGUCCAGUUUUCUAUGGAGAGUUCUUGUGAUUGUGCGGUAUGCUCUCCACAUACACAUGCCGUUGAUUUGAACAUGUUGUUCAUUGCAUGGAUGGAUGCGAGGCUUGCUGAUGAGGGGGCUUGCACACUCUAUCCACGUAUCUUGUAUUAGAAAGGUAGAUGUUUUUUUUUCUUUUUUUGGUUGCAAAAGUUCAGUGGGGAAGUAGUAGGACGAUAGAUACCCAUGCAUGCAUGCUAUACAGCUAGCCACUCCCUUGCAGGACACCAAAAGCAUCUCAUCAAACAACCCCCAACUCCCCUCCUCUCUCUUAAAAAAAAGCCAAACACGAAAAAAAAAAAUAUUCCAAUUCAUCCCUAACACACACAC